GCUUGACCAUUUGUCUAUUGUGUUCUACUCUUUCACAUGUUUGCAGUCGACCCAAAGUCAACCAUUCUUUAGCAUCGUCAGUCACUGGUGUCGCACACCUUGACAGCAACAUGGCACAAUCAACGCGUACAUUGUCGCUCCGGAUUCUCUCGCCGGCCGUCGAACUAGGCGAUGGUAUGGACAUGGCCGAUGUGCCUAUCGACACCACCAUUGGCGCCUUGAAACUAAAGCUCAUGGAACUUCUUCCCUCGCACCCUACGCCUGAUCGCAUGAGGCUCAUACACUUCGGUCGACUACUGGCCAACGAGAACGACACACUGGCCCAUCUCUUUGGAGAGGCUGCCCUUACCCAGACCACACCUUUCACUCUACAUCUCGUUGUGCGCGCUCCUCCCACUCCUAUGGAAACUGCUGCCACACGUCAACCGCCAUUUGCAGCAUGGGCUCCUCCCACCGCGACAGGUGCCCAGCCUGCUCAGCCGAACAUCCUGCCACCAGGCACAAUCAACCAUCCCUUGAUGCGCCCCGGUGCUACCUUUGUACCUCAGCCUCAAGGCGCUACUGCCACCCCACCACAUCCUGCCGCUCCUACUUCUCCUGUCCCGGCAAUCCAACAUGCUGGGGCCCAUGUUGGUCUACUGCAACGACUUAUGGAGCAACAGCAGCAACAGAUGAGACAACUUCACGCCCAUCAUCCAGCCCAAGACAACCGUCCUCAAACAAAUCCUCCGCCACAGCUUCCGCACAACCUGCUUCCUGGCAUGCAAAGACCGACUCCUCCGCAGAGCGCCCCACAGACCCCGGCACCUUUCGCUCAUCCACAUGCUCAUCCUCAUCUACACCAUCACCCACAUUUGCAUGCCCCUGGCCAUCUGCACCCACACCCACCACAAACUCCUCAGCAACAUCAGCAACAGCAGCAGCAGCAGCAGCAGCAGCAGCAACAGCAUCGCCACGCUACCAUCACAAUCAAUCAGAGUACUGUUGCCAUUCCCAUGCCUUUUGGCCCUAAUGGAAUGCCAAUGGGUCAAAUUCCUCUACCUGGCUUCCCGCCAAUGCACAGCAUGCUUCACCAAGCUGCUCGACCUCAGAUGCAGCAGUUCAACCCGGCAUCACCGACCGUUUACCUGCUGUCGUCGCCUGCAGGCCCACAAGCCUUACUUUUCUCUCCACAAGGCACAUACACCGCAAGUCUACCACAUGCUCCCAUUUCUGGAAUGCCCAGUUUAUCAAACCCACUGUUUGCCCAGACACGCCCUCACACGCCUGCUGCUCAGGGUCCACCUCCGCCUGGCUUCAACCCACCGCCUGUUGUAAUGGAUCCUCAACAACCCCCCGAGCAAAUAGCACAGCAAAUAGUACAGCAAAUGAACCAAGGAGGUGCAGAGAACCAAGAAUUCAACGCUCUUGCUCCGUGGCAACCGCUUCUAGCUCAAGGUUGGAUGCUGCUCCGUCUCUUGUUCUUUGCGUGGAUCUUGCUAGGCACUGGUCAGGGUUGGCGAAGACCCUUGGCUCUUCUCGCUAUCGGUGUCGUCUUCUGGGCUAUCAACGCUGGAGGUAUCGGUAACACAGUUAGAGAUGCUGUCCGCUCAUGGUGGGAGGCUGUUGUUGGACUGCCCGGUCAGCCACAGCAGCAGGAACAAGGCGCGAUCAGACAAGCCUUGAGACCUGCUGAACGCCUACUCGCUCUCCUCAUUGCAUCUCUGUGGCCAGGAGUCGGCGAACGCACUGUCAUCGCCAGAAGAGAAGCAGAAGAAAGACAAAGACGUGAGGAAGGAGAGCGACAAACGGCAGAGGCAGAGCGUCAGAGACAGUUGGAAGGAGAUCAAUCUACCGCACAAGACGCCACUGGUGGUGAAGCGAGCGAGUCUAAUACUACCAUUGCAGACCAGACUAUCACCACAGCAACUGGCAUCGACGCAUCUACCGAAAGACAAGAGCUCAGAGAAAGAAAAGCAACAACCCAAGCCUCCAGCUCAGAGCAGUCUUCCGCUUCUGAACCUGCCCUGACACGCGAAGAGCAGCACGAGCAACGUCUGCGCAAUCUCACUGCAGAUUGGUAGACUCGAUAGUUCUAGCGCAGAUUGGUAGGAUCAACAUCACGACGAUUGGGGUCUGGAACCUGACGUGUGGUAUUUCUCUUUCCAUUGGAGCGGGCAACUGAUGAGUUGCUAGCUACAAGGCAAACGGUCUUUUGCACCUUUUGCGUUUUGACGUUCUCUUCUUUUUCUUAUAGAUUAAUUGAUACCAUAACUUUUUGCGGUUUAGCGAAUUGCGAUUAGCAUUAUCGUAUCUGAAAUUCUUGUGUCUUCAUAUGUGUAAAUUUACAGUGGUAC
Messenger RNA from Aureobasidium pullulans EXF-150, 2336 nucleotides. RefSeq lists its product as uncharacterized. The transcript has a single exon. Bases 111 to 2063 code for a protein of 650 amino acids. The record is from RefSeq and is a predicted model, not a curated record. NCBI's taxonomy places the organism in Eukaryota, Fungi, Ascomycota, Dothideomycetes, Dothideales, Saccotheciaceae.